CAAGUGGCUUCUUGGGCAUGUGCUAUAACCUUCCUUCCAAAAUGCUACUGUUCCUCUGUCUGGUUCUCUUGGUGCUUGGGCUUCAUUGUGCACCACCUAACAGCUCUGACGGCAAAGUAACCACCUGCCAUUCCCCCCAACAAAAUGCCACUCUCUAUAAGAUGUCAUCCAUCAAUGCUGACUUUGCAUUCAACUUGUACCGGAGGUUCACUGUGGAGACCCCAGAUCAGAACAUUUUCUUUUCCCCUGUGAGCAUUUCUGCAGCUUUGGCCAUGCUCUCCAUUGGGGCCUUCUCCAGCACCCAAACUCAAAUCCUGGAAAGCUUGGGGUUCAACCUCACAGACACCCCAACGACAGAGAUCCAGCAGGGCUUCCAGCACGUGAUCUGUUCAUUGAAUUUUCCAAAGAAGGAGCUGGAAUUACAGAUGGGAAAUUUCCUCUUCAUUGGGAAGCAGCUGAAACCACUGCCAAAGUUCUUGGAUGAUGUCAAAAGACUCUAUGAGACUGAAGUCUUUUCUACCAACUUCUCCAAUGUUUCUGCAGCCCAGCAGGAGAUCAACAGUCAUGUGGAGAAGCAAAUGAAAGGGAAAGUUGUGGGCCUUAUUCAAGAUCUCAAACCAAACACCAUCAUGGUCCUGGUAAACUAUAUUCACUUUAAAGCCCAGUGGGCAAAUCCUUUUGACCCAUCCAAGACCGAAGAAGGUUCCAGCUUCUCAGUGGACAAGACCACAACAGUGCAAGUGCCCAUGAUGCACCAGAUGGAACAAUACUACCACCUGGUGGACACAGAGCUGAACUGCACGGUGCUGCAGAUGGACUACAGCAAGAAUGCUCUGGCACUCUUUGUCCUUCCCAAGGAGGGCCAGAUGGAGUGGGUGGAAGAGGCCAUGUCAUCAAAAACCCUAAAGAAGUGGAAUCGCUUACUGCAGAAGGGGUGGAUUAACUUGUUUGUUCCAAAGUUUUCCAUUUCUGCCACGUAUGACCUUGGAGCUAUCCUUCUGAAGAUGGGCAUCCAGGAUGCCUUUGCUGACAAUGCCAAUUUUCUUGGACUCACAGAGGACAAUGGUCUUAAACUUUCUAAAGCUGCCCACAAGGCUGUGCUGCACAUUGGUGAAAAGGGAACCGAAGCUGUAGCUGCCCCUGAAGUCAGAUUUCUGGAUCAGUCUGAUAUAACUCUCCGCCCUAUCAUCCAAUUAGAUAGAUCUUUCCUGUUGUUGAUUUUGGAGAAAAGCACCAGGAGCAUUCUCUUUCUGGGUAAAGUUGUGGACCCAAUGAAAGUGUAGUUGGGAGAGAGGCUGUAAGCUAAUUGCAUGUACUUAUUGCAAUGGAAAAUAAACAGUAUAGCCUG
Messenger RNA from Rhinolophus ferrumequinum (greater horseshoe bat), 1348 nucleotides. RefSeq names its product thyroxine-binding globulin-like. Gene Ontology annotation, molecular function: serine-type endopeptidase inhibitor activity. The record is from RefSeq and is a predicted model, not a curated record. Lineage: Eukaryota; Metazoa; Chordata; Mammalia; Chiroptera; Rhinolophidae. The coding region runs from base 18 to 1283 and encodes 421 amino acids. Gene Ontology annotation, biological process: negative regulation of endopeptidase activity. The transcript has 5 exons.